AUGGAGAAAAUAUAUCCUCAAAUACCUAAGGAAGUACAUCAACAAGCAAGACAUGUUCGCUUGUUAUUUUUCGGGUUCCCGAUGUUCUUAAUCACAAGUUAUUUAUUAUACAAAAGAGUAAUUGUUGGUGAAGAAAAAAGAGUUAGAACUGGUGAAAUUUUGGACGAUGGCUCUAUCAGACCUUUCUCCCCACAAGAAAUCAAAGAUCAUGAUGAAAAGAGCAUAAUGACACAGAUAUUUGGCGAUGAGUCAAAAGCGGGCGAGUUACCAAAAAGAUAA
Messenger RNA from Hansenula anomala, 279 nucleotides. RefSeq lists its product as uncharacterized. Lineage: Eukaryota; Fungi; Ascomycota; Saccharomycetes; Phaffomycetales; Wickerhamomycetaceae. The transcript is spliced from 3 exons. The coding region runs from base 1 to 279 and encodes 92 amino acids. The record is from RefSeq and is a predicted model, not a curated record.